This is a messenger RNA of Capra hircus (goat), 1965 nucleotides long. RefSeq names its product transmembrane protein with metallophosphoesterase domain (gene TMPPE). Lineage: Eukaryota; Metazoa; Chordata; Mammalia; Artiodactyla; Bovidae. The record is from RefSeq and is a predicted model, not a curated record. Gene Ontology annotation, molecular function: hydrolase activity. Bases 383 to 1717 code for a protein of 444 amino acids. The transcript has 2 exons.
AGGACCCCGCGCGCAAAUGAUGAAUCGGGGGAGCGCAGGCGGGGAACCGGGCUGGGGCUGCGGCCCCACAGGGCGGGGGUCCUGCGACCCCGAGGCCCGCCCGGGCCCGCCGGCUACCCGGGAAGCUCAGGCAGUGGGCCGGCCCUCCCGCCGGGGCCGGGCCGGGCGGGGCGCGCGUCCUUACCGGGCGCUGUGUCGCUGGUGAGUUCCGCUCCCGCCGCCUCUGUCCCCGAGAGCCACUUCCUUAUCGGUGCAACCAGGGGCCGAGAUGAGGAGGAGCUGACCUGGAAACCUGUCCUUGGCCACUGUCCUAUCUAAGGAACUCACCUUCCAGAGCUCACCCGCACAGAGCUGGAGGGGUAUCCUCUUAGGAGCUGAGGCAAUGACGAUCUUCAGGCAGCUGUCCCUGGGGGCAAAGGCCGCCCUGGCUGCCGGGACUGUCUUCGUGUCCAUGAUUGUCUCCCGGUCCUACCUGGCGGAGAGCUUGGAGUUCAGGGCCUGGCGAUGCCUGUUCCGCCUGCAGCUCGCCCUGUUUGCCAACUCGCUCAUGCUCCUCGGCUCCAUCUUCAUCUGGCGUAGCACCGUCAGCAAUCUCAAGCAUUCCCCGGCUGCAGAAUCAGCCUGUUUCCAGCUCUGGAAGAUGAUCGUCGCGGCCUUCCUGGCCCUGGCGCAUUCCAGCUUCUUCACCAUGAUCUUUCUAGUGGCCGAGGAGCCCUAUCUCUUUUCCCUGGUUGCCUACACCUGCCUUGGGGCGUAUGUCAUCAUGCUCUGCUUCCUCUGUGUCCUCAGUGGCAUGGAGCAGGCCUACCAGCUCCUGGCCUGGCGUGCCGGCAGGGCAGUGGGCAGCCUUGACAAGACCAGGAAGCUGGCCCUCCGGCCGGCACUGGCAGUGAUGGUAACCACUGUGCUCAGCGUGGUGGGGCUGCUGAACGCCGCCCAGCCCCCAGCGGUGACCACUGUGGAAGUACCCGUGCAUCGGCUGCACCCCUCCAUGAACAGCCUCAAGAUUGUGCUCCUCUCGGACAUCCACCUGGGCCCCACAGUGGGCAGGACCAAGAUGGACAUGUUCGUGAGGAUGGUGAACACGCUGGAGCCGGACGUCACGGUGAUCGUGGGCGACCUGUGCGAUUCCGAAGCCUCUGUCCUGCGCACAGCUGUGGCUCCUCUGGGCCAGCUGCGUUCACGCCUGGGCACCUACUUCGUCACAGGCAAUCACGAGUACUACACGUCAGAUGUCAACAACUGGUUUGCGCUGCUGAUGUCCCUGAACGUCCAGCCCCUCCACAAUGAGAAUGUGAGGAUUUCUGCUCCCGGGGCCCACCGUGAGGAUGACGGCUGGAUCUGCCUGGCUGGGGUGGACGACAUCGCAGCGAACAUGCUGCACUACACUGGCCAUGGCAUGGACCUGGAGAAGGCCCUGGAGGGCUGCAGCCCAGACCACCCCACCGUCCUGCUAGCUCACCAGCCCCUAGCUGCCAAGAGAGCCCUCCAGGCCCGGCCAGAUAUUAACCUGAUCCUUUCUGGGCACACGCAUGCUGGGCAGAUCUUCCCCUUGAACGUGGCAGCCUAUCUCCUGAACCCCUUCUUUGCUGGUCUCUACCAGGUGGCCGAGACUACAUUUGUAUAUGUGAGCCCAGGCACGGCCUAUUAUGGGAUACCCAUGCGUCUGGGCAGCAGGGCAGAAAUUACCCAGCUCAUCCUGCAGCCGGCCCCCUGACCCCACCCCUGUCUGCCCCCCGGGCGCCUGCCUCCUCGUUGCCCUUGCUCUCUGUCCCCAUCCCUCUGCAGAGCAGGCUGUCCAUCUACCCCCUCCAGCCUCCCCUGCCAACCCACACUUGUCACAAGACUGGCUGGCACUGUGAUCUGUGCUGGGGCUGCCUGGCAAGUCCAGGGAGGUUAACUCUGCAGAUGACCACCUGCUUUUUCAUAUGCAUGUGAGGCCACUAAAGUAACAUGUAAGGACGG